Molecule: messenger RNA, 633 nt
Organism: Alternaria viburni
Lineage: Eukaryota; Fungi; Ascomycota; Dothideomycetes; Pleosporales; Pleosporaceae
Exons: 3
Coding region: 1-633 (210 amino acids)
Source: RefSeq, a predicted model, not a curated record
AUGGCUGUUCAUCCAUUCUUGCCCGGCCUUAGGGUCGAAAUCAUCGUCAAUAACGCUCUACUCCCUGAGUACGACGACGAUAGCGACACUCCCGCGUCACCGACGACGGUCACGAAAUACGUCGAAGCAACAUCUGGAGCCAGCUUCGCGAUCAAAGUAUCACUCAUAGAAAAGGAAUUUCCUUUCCCGAAGGGUUACAUUGAAGCUGCGGUCAGUCUCGAUGGGCGAAGGUUGAUGAGUGCAAUCAUACCCGAAGCCUAUUUCUUCAAACAUAGAAUGAUUGAGGGUCGUCAGUCCCAAAUCGGCGAACAUUAUAAGAUACAGAGAUUCCGCUUCGCUGAGCUCGAAAUCAAUGCUCUUCGGAUCCUGGGUCUCGUCCCACGCGAGCCCACCCCUCCACCUCUAGAAGAGCGGCCUGAAGAUGAGCUCACUCCGGAUGAGCUACGCCAACUCGUCAAGCGGUUCAAGGAUCGCGACGCAGCUGCAGUCAAGGUGAAGAAAGAAGCCGUUGACAAGCGCAAGCGGGUCGAUGAGGCUGUCGAAGCCAGCGAUGACAAUGAGAUUACAAUUGUAGGGUCUAGAGAUCGAAAGCGUCACCGCGGUGCGAAUGACGAGGUUAUCGUGCUGGACUAG